This is a messenger RNA of Notothenia coriiceps (black rockcod), 2169 nucleotides long. RefSeq names its product ring finger protein, transmembrane 2 (gene rnft2). Gene Ontology annotation, molecular function: ubiquitin protein ligase activity. The record is from RefSeq and is a predicted model, not a curated record. The transcript has 10 exons. Lineage: Eukaryota; Metazoa; Chordata; Actinopteri; Perciformes; Nototheniidae. Gene Ontology annotation, biological process: positive regulation of ERAD pathway. The coding region runs from base 129 to 1484 and encodes 451 amino acids.
AGAGCUGGACGGUCGGAGCAUCUUCUGCAGCAGCAGCAUCAUCAACUUAGCAAACCUGACACUAAAUAUGUCAAGAGCUGAGGGGAAAUUCACUGUGCUAAUUCAGGGCUGGGCCAUGUGGUGAUGCCAUGCAGAGGAGACACAGCAGCAACACGGAUGGCAUGCCCCCUGAAAGGAGCCGAAGCCAAACUCUGGGAUCAGACAGCAGCCUGGAUGAGGGUGGUGUGUUUGACUGCCUGAAACCCGACUCACCCGCUUCCCCCCAGCAGAUCUUCUCCGGCCUUGUGGGUGUCUCUUCCGGCUCCGUCUCCUCUGCCCAAUUCCAGGCAGCCGGUUUAGUCCUGGGCUCUCCCCCUGAAGUUUUUAUCCAGAUGACUGCGUCGUCUAGAGAAGAAGGAGGCCCCCACCGCACAGAGGGUGGACCUUUCCUCCCUCGGCCACCUCCGCACCACCACCACCAUCACCACCACCCCUACCACCACCACCACCAGCCCCUGCAGCACAGGACCUCCUCUCUGCUCCAGCAGGCCACCACAGCCGCCGGCUCCGAGAGGCACAGCUCCAGGGAGGAGGCGCAGGAAGACCCCUCCACCCCGGCCCCGGCCCUGUCUGAGCUGAAGGCAGUGGUCACAUGGCUGCAGAGAGGCUUCCCCUUCAUCCUCAUUCUGCUGGCUAAAGUCUGCUUCCAGCAUAAGCUAGGUAUUGCUGUGUGUGUGGGCAUGGCCAGCACCUUCGCCUAUGCCAAUUCCACUUGUAGGCACCAAGUAUCAUUACGGGCGGAUCGCUCUGUAAUGGUUGCUCUGUGGAUCAUCAUGUUCCUUGCAGGGAAUAUAAUGUACAUUUAUUACACAUUCAGUCAAGAGGAGCUGCACCUCAGCCUCAUAUUUGCCAAGCCCAACCUGAACAGCUUUGAGUUUUUUGAUCUGAUCUGGGCCGUGGGCAUCACUGACUUUGUCCUCAAGUACUUCACCAUCGGCCUGAAAUGCUUUGUUCUCUUUUUGCCCAAGAUUCUCCUGGCCUUCAAAUCAAGGGGUAAGUUCUACCUGCUGAUCGAGGAGCUGAGCCAGCUGUUUCGGGCCCUGGUCCCCAUCCAGCUGUGGUACAAGUACAUCAUGGGAGAAGACCCGUCAAACAGCUACUUCCUGGGAGCCACACUCAUCAUCAUCUACAGCCUCUGCAAGUCCUUCGACAUCUGUGGACGUGUGUCCGCCAUACGCAAGGCCUUCGUCAUGCUCUGCAGCUCCCAGAAUUAUGGCGUGAGGGCGGGCAGUCAGCAGUGCAGCGAGGCGGGGGAUGUCUGUGCGAUUUGCCAGGCAGAUUUCAGAGACCCCAUAGCCCUUCUCUGUCAGCACGUGUUCUGUGAGGAGUGCCUCUGCUUGUGGUUUGAUCGGGAGAGAACAUGUCCGCUGUGUCGCUCCACCGUCAUUGAGACCCUGCGCUGCUGGAAGGACGGCACGACCUCGGCUCACUUCCAGAUCUACUGAGCUCUGACACGCAAACAGAGAUAUGAUGGUGCUGAGAUGCAAGUUAGACAAUGCCGGGUCAUCUUUUAUCUUAGUGCGGUAACUCUUCAAGUCAGGGCAGGCCUAACUGCAGUAACACACCAUAUAGGGAAGAUUAGUUUUGAAGCCAUUUUAAAAGACCCAAACAGAUGUUGAACACAAUAAUUUCAGUGAAGGCAGAUUGAGCAUCUAAUUAAGCCACAUGCACAAACAAAAUCCUCAACAUCACUUAAAAGAAACGCAAAGCUAGGACAAUUGUUAGUGUCGCCAUUGGACCAUUGUUAAAUCACAAUGGACACAGGCUUUGCAACUUUUGUUUACUGUGAUCAUCAAAGGUCACUAAAAACACGAUUGUAACAAGAAUAUUAAUUAGAUUUAGUGUGGUGAUAAUGUAAAUGGUCACAGUAUUCAUGCUGUAUUUGUUGUAAAUGUACCACUUUUUUAUACUUUAUGAUUUUGUCAUACAUACUGUCUUUACUACUCUUUUUUUUAAUUAUACAAUAACUAUUUAACGUAAUUUGAUUUGGUUUAUACAUUGAUGCAAAUUAGUCGCUUUUCGGCGCCUCCUGCUUUUUUAAAGCAGAUUUGGGUGACUUCUGUAAUUCGUGGAGAAUUAAAAAAGAAAGGUUCCCCACCCCUGCCGUAAAUAAUAAUAAAAACCCUUUAU